CCGGAAGCUGCUCGAAUUGAUCCCCCAAAACGUCGUUAUACUUGCCGUCGCCCCUGAUGGCGGCCAUUCACCAUUGUGAAGAAGCUAGACUUCAUAGCGAAAGUUAGCCAGGAAGUAGACUGCGGACCCAUGGAAGGGAAAGUAGUACUCAAACUUUCACACCCUCAGCUCGAGCCCUCGAUCACUCAGCUCGAGAUUCUGGCUCAGAUCAUCCAAACUACAAAUUCUAGCCUCGAUUAUGAUCGUCGUCACUAGUCCAUAGAAGUUUUCAAAGUUUUCAAUGUAUGAGAAACGGUAUUUCAACUAGGAUCAGCACAAUAUCCCUAUCUCUCGGAAGAAGCAAAAUUCUUUAAGAUAUAAUCGUUAACCCCUAAAAUAACAAUAUUCUUUUCGACAUCAGAAUCCCAUCUUGAAUCCCAUUCUUAUCUCACAUUCUUUUCUCACGAGUUGCGACAGCAUCAGCCAAUAUGUCAAGCAGUACACUUCUUUUGCCGCUCGAUGGGGCCAUCAAGUUCUCACCAUGGGAAGCCUUCGAUAAACUCUGGACGUCGAUAGCAGGAUAUCCUGCCGAAGACUUUGAGUUCGUUCCAGGAAAGACGCCAAUGGCUACGUUGAAAGGAACUCUUGUUACAAUAGCUCUUUACUACGUAAUCAUCUUUGGUGGUCAAGCAUGGAUGAAGAACCGUCCAGCAUACAAAUUGAAUGGUUUAUUCAUGGCACACAACUUGAUGUUGACUGUCGUAAGCGGUUCGUUGCUUGUCCUGUUUGCGCAGCAGCUUAUCCCAAGUUUGUGGAAAAAUGGCUUGUUUGAUGGUAUCUGCGGUGGAAGUGGAUGGACCAAGCCAUUGGUUACUCUCUACUACUUGAACUACAUCACCAAAUAUGUGGAGUUGCUUGACACCGUUUUCUUGUUCCUCAAGAAGAAGCCUUUGACUUUCCUUCACUGCUAUCACCACCCAGCAACAGCUCUCUUGUGCUAUACUCAACUUGUUGGACACACUCCAGUAUCCUGGGUCCCCAUCACUUUGAACCUUUCCGUUCACGUUGUGAUGUACUGGUACUACUUCCAGAGUGCACGUGGAAUCCGCAUCACCUGGAAGGAAUGGAUUACCCGCAUGCAAAUCACCCAAUUUGUCAUUGAUCUCUUCGCAGUCUACUUCGCCACAUAUAAUUACUACGCUAGCGCCUAUUACAACCAUCUCCCCCACGUCGGAACAUGUGCUGGUGAGCCAUUUGCUGCUUUCGCUGGCUGUACCAUUUUGAGCUCCUACCUAUUCCUCUUCAUUUCUUUCUAUCUUGCUACAUACAAGAAGACUACAGUGAAGAGAACCGCCAUCAAGGCUCAGGACAUCAAGUCUGUAGCAAAGUCAUAAAUGCUGAAGUUCUAAAUCACGAAGCCAUUGACUGAGAAGCUUUCCCUCUUGGGCUUUGGGGGAUCUCUCUAGGAGGCACGUUUCAGGGGAGAUUCAGGGGCAUAAAUUCGAGAAGAAUUUCUAAUGGGUAUGGGAUGGUGAAGUUUUCAUUUGAUAAGUUUUAUUUUGUAGUAUAAUGUAUAUUCUCCCUACGAGAGCUUCGGAUGUAAGGAUAGAAAACAAUUGUAAUUUCUGG
Molecule: messenger RNA, 1608 nt
Organism: Botrytis porri
Lineage: Eukaryota; Fungi; Ascomycota; Leotiomycetes; Helotiales; Sclerotiniaceae
Exons: 4
Coding region: 468-1373 (301 amino acids)
Biological process (GO): fatty acid elongation, saturated fatty acid; fatty acid elongation, monounsaturated fatty acid; sphingolipid biosynthetic process
Cellular component (GO): endoplasmic reticulum membrane
Molecular function (GO): fatty acid elongase activity
Source: RefSeq, a predicted model, not a curated record